Onthophagus taurus is the source of this 2878-nucleotide messenger RNA. RefSeq names its product Chronologically inappropriate morphogenesis (gene chinmo). Gene Ontology annotation, molecular function: protein binding. Gene Ontology annotation, cellular component: nucleus. Gene Ontology annotation, biological process: regulation of transcription by RNA polymerase II. Lineage: Eukaryota; Metazoa; Arthropoda; Insecta; Coleoptera; Scarabaeidae. The record is from RefSeq and is a predicted model, not a curated record.
UGUGGGUCGAAAGAUUUUCUGAGAAUUUCGCUUUUUGAUUUGCAAGUUUUAAUCAAAUUUUAUUGGAUGUUUGAGUAUCUGCAUCAUUUUCUAUUGGAUUUCUAGACGGAUAGUGGGGAAAAGUGCAUUUUAUUGGAUAAUUUAUUAUCUAAUAUUUAUUUAAGAAAUAGUUAAAAGUGAUUGGUUACUUUCUUUUUUGCACAAUUCUAAAAUGGUGAUGAAAGCGAAGAAAUGGUGUUGCGAUAAACUUUAUUUGAAAUGAAUCUUUGUUGCAAAUUUUUUUUAUUUGUUUGACCUCGAGAGGACAUGCACUGGCUUACGUAACCGGGCCAUACGAAAUAAUCCCCCCUUUUUCCCCAAAAAAUCCUUAACUGGUCCCCCACUCAAAAAAUUUGGCAACCGGCGUCUAAGCCAACUUUUCCUGGUUAAACACAACUAACUAUCGCGAAAUUCGGUUGCUUUUUUUUACAACGCUUAACUUUCAAAUUGAUCAAAUUCAAAAUAAUCAAAAAAAAAAAAGUUUGAUGCAUCCGGGCUUCUAUCAACGCCUAACUACGUUUCCUGGGUAUGGAAAUGAGAGCUAACAGCAUAAUAAAUUCGCGGGUCGACAUGGAGUCCGUACAGCAGCAGCAAUUCUGCCUUAAAUGGAACAGUUUUGGUAGCAAUCUGGCAACGUCACUCAGCAGUCUGUUCAAAUGUGAAACAUUGGCUGACGUUACCCUCUUUUGCGAUGGGGUCACCUUUAAGGCGCACAAAUUAAUCUUAGCGGCGUGUAGCAAACAUCUCGCCGACUUAUUUGAAACGGCACCUCUCCAUCAAAAUCUCCUCAUCAUUCUUGAUGGAACAUCGGCCUCGAAUAUGGCCGCUCUUUUGGAGUUUAUGUAUAAAGGCGAAGUUCACGUUUCCCAAGAUGCUUUAAGCAGUUUUUUAAAAGCCGCCGAAUGCUUGCAAGUGAAAGGUUUAAGUAUCGAACACGACAAAUUAGCUGUUGCCCAUCAUAUGGAAAAACAAUCGCCGAAACACGAAGAUGAACGCCCCACACCUUCCCCAUAUUCCCCCAUGUCUCCAUACAGUAUGCAUCCGCCCCAUUACAGACCCUACGAUCAAAGAAUGACACCCGUUGAUAGACGAUCUUUAAGAAGCCCGAAUGAUAUGCACCCAGAAUCUAUUCGACCCUCAGUUUUGAGGGAUUGCAGCAAAGUUGGAAGGCCACCAUCCCCGGGGCCUAUGUCUUUAGCUUAUAGACCAUCAUCAAGUUCCUCUUGCAGUUUACCGACCCAACAAGAAGCCGACGCGCCUCCGGAACAUAGAUUUGAUCAAGAACCGGCCGCAACAGCUUUAAUAUGUCCAGAACCGAGUACCAAUCAACAAUGUGUUGACCCUGGAUGCCCCGAAGAUUUAAGGAUUAAAAUGGAACCAAUGGCGCAAGAUGAACAACCAACUCCAAGUAGUACAGCUCCAGGAAGCAGCACAAAUGGAUCGCCACAAAAUGGACCUUUAGGAAAACUAACGGGCUACGAAAAUGAUAAAAACGAUAUGGUUACACACACGAUUUGGAAUUCUGUUACGAAUAAGUUAUCUCAUAAGUCCAGCUCUGUUUCGACACCUGAUGGUAAAAAGUUAAAAUGUCCAUUCUGUGAGAGAUUAUAUGGUUAUGAAACAAAUCUUCGAGCUCAUAUACGUCAACGACAUCAAGGAAUACGCGUACCAUGUCCAUUUUGUACAAGAACCUUCACAAGAAACAAUACGGUGCGUCGUCAUAUAGCAAGGGAACACAAAACGGAGCUUAGUUUGAAGGCGUUCCAAACUCAGCAGGUUCAUAAUCAUAACCCAUAGGUACCGAUAGCACAUGCCCCAAUAAAACACCCAUACAGUGUUAGUAACUGUAUCUCGUCGCAAAUGUUGCUCACUUAGUCUCUUCUCUUUCUAUCACUGUGGAAUUUUUUCUCUUCAAUUGCCAUCUCCGAUCGGGGUAAAUUAAAUUAAGAAGAAAAAAAAUUGGUUUAACGUUAUUAAUGAUAAGGUAUACCUACAUGAUAUGCUAAUUAUUAAUUAGUUAAUUGAAUAAGAAAAUUUAUGCGUGAAAAAAAUGAAUUGAUAAAUGAUAAAUAAGUGAAUUAUGAAAGAAAGGAAGAGAGAUAAAGAGAGUUAUUUAAGUUUAUGUUUUAAUGGUGGAUGUAAUAGUGGGUAUGUGCUAGGAACCGUCCGUCUACCUCAUUAUUUAGUCCCUAGUCAAUUGAGCGACCAAUUUCAACAGGUUUCGCCUCAAAACACUCAGGAAAUCACACGCAGUGACAUGUAUGUAAUAAUAAUUGAUAUAAAAUUGAUGAUGAGUAUCAAUGACGAUAGAAUUUAUUAUUUUUUUAAACGUUAGGUUUAUUAUUCUUGUUGAUGUUGAGGAUUAUUUUUUAGUGCAUCUGCUUAAUCAGAUAGAAUUUUAUUAUUAAACGUUGUAUUUUUCACGCCUGUGCUAAGUUACGAUGUAAAAUUUGUUUUAUUAACAAUUAGAAUUGUUUUGUAAAGAAUUCUUUUUUGAUAACUUAUCGCAGGAUUUAUUAUACAACCACAUAUUAUCUACCUCAGGUUUCAAUAACCUACCAGCGCGUCGAAAAACAGUGUGUUCAGUAUUUCCGGGUAAAAAAAAUUUUAAUGAUAAACAUUCUUAACCGGCUCUGUGCAAUCGCGAAAAAGAAAUCGUAAAUUUUGUGAUAUUUUUGUUCGUUUCGAAAUUUUUUUUUUAAACUUUAGGUCUUAGAAGUAAAUCUUCAGCUGGUUAAGGAUGAUCUUACUACCUCAUUACUUACAAUACUUACCUACCUCAAAAUGUUUAUACACAAUUCUAUUUUUUACUUUUUUAAUAUUACGGAAGAUUUUAAGU